UGAAUCGGGGUCGGGUUCGGGGUGGCACAGGGAAGCCAGGGAUGCGGUUCCGGGGCACGGCGCUGUGCCUGAGCUUCUGAGCCGUGGCUCAGGCUGCAGGGGCGGCGGGGCCGGUCCGAGCCUGGCUUGGGGCAGGGGGCGAGCCCCGGAAAGUGGAGCAGAACCGGUGCUGGGAGGAGGGCCUCGGCCCAGAUACCGACCCUCCUCCCACUCCCCCCUGCUCCUCCGCCCCGAGGAUUUCAACAUUCUGAGAAGGGGACCAUGACAGAAGAAAAAGGUUACUACUUUAAGGCUUCUCCAACAGUAUCCAUAUCUGGGACAGAGAGUAAUAAAUUGACUAUGAGCUGGAUCCAGAGUUGAAAAGGAGAAGGUAAUCCCUUUAAACAAUAUGAAGAGGAGAAAGUAGACUUUUAAAGAAAUUGGCCUCCAUAAAGAAUGGCCUUCUUGGAUAACCCAACGAUCAUCUUGGCUCAUAUCCGGCAAUCCCAUGUGACCAGUGAUGACACAGGGAUGUGUGAGAUGGUCCUGAUUGAUCAUGACGUAGAUCUGGAAAAGUUUCAUCCACCUUUGGUGCCUGGAGACAAUGGUUCAGAAAUGCCCGGAAGCAGUGUGGAAACUCAGGGCUAUGUCUAUGCCCAAUCUGUUGACAUUACCUCAAGUUGGGAUUUUGGUAUCAGAAGGCGCUCAAACACAGCUCAAAGAUUAGAGCGACUUCGAAAAGAGAGACAAAACCAGAUAAAAUGCAAGAAUGUUCCAUGGAAAGAAAGAAAUGCUUCUCAUUCAGCAGAGGAGCUCAGUUCAUUGUUUGAAAAAAAGAAUUUCAAAGUCAAGUCUUCAAGUGUGGGGAAGCCGUCGCUACUCUCCGUGCGUCUAGAGCAGUGCCCGCUCCAGCUGAAUAAUCCUUUUAAUGAGUAUUCUAAAUUUGAUGGUAAGGGUCACGUAGGGACCACUGCAACCAAAAAAAUUGAUGUCUACCUCCCACUGCACACAAGCCAAGACAGACUGCUACCAAUGACAGUUGUGACCAUAGCACAUGCCAAGGUGCAUGACCUAAUCGGCCUAAUCUGCUGGCAGUAUACAAGUGAAGGACGAGAACCCAAACUCAAUGACAACGUCAGUGCUUAUUGUCUCCAUAUUGCUGAGGAUGACGGUGAGGUUGACACAGACUUUCCUCCCCUGGAUUCCAAUGAGCCCAUUCAUAAAUUUGGCUUUAGCACUUUGGCCUUGGUUGAGAAGUAUUCAUCUCCUGGUCUUGCAGCCAAACAGUCGCUCUUUGUUCGAAUAAAUGCUGCUCAUGGAUUCUCCCUUAUUCAAGUGGACAGUACAAAGGUCACCAUGAAGGACAUCUUACAGAAGGCGCUGAAGCGGAGGAAAGGCUCUCAGAGGGGUUCAGGUCCUCAGUAUCGCCUGGAGAAGCAGAGUGAGCCCAAUGUCCCUGUGGACUUAGAAUGCACCCUGGAGAGCCAGAGCACUUUGGAGUUCUGCCUUGUGCGAGAGAACAGUUCCAGGGGAGAAGGGGUUUUGGAGGAGGAUCCUCAGACUGACAUAGCCACAGUACAAGACAUGCUGUCCAGUCACCAUUACAAAUCUUUCAAAGUCAGCAUGAUUCACCGACUCAGAUUCACGACGGAUGUGCAGCUAGGUAUCUCUGGAGACAAAGUGGAGAUAGACCCUGUCACUAACCAAAAGGCCAGCACAAAGUUCUGGAUUAAGCAGAAGCCCAUUUCAAUUGAUUCUGACCUGCUGUGUGCCUGCGACCUUGCUGAAGAAAAAAGCCCAAGUCACGCGAUGUUUAAACUUACCUAUCUAAGCAAUCACGACUACAAACAUCUCUACUUUGAGUCAGAUGCUGCUACUGUCAAUGAGAUUGUGCUGAAGGUGAACUAUAUCCUGGAAUCCCGAGCAAGCACUGCCCGGGCUGAUUACUUGGCUCAGAAACAAAAGAAACUGAGCAGGAGAACAAGCUUUAGCUUCCAGAAGGAGAAGAAGUCAGGACAGCAGUAAUGGCUGGAACAAAAACACUGAUGUGCCACCCUUCAAAGCCGCAGCAGCAACAGCCGCAGCAGCCCUCCCACAGCCUUGGUGGGCACCAGCAAGGGGAGGCCCUAGGCUCUGUACAGUUUCUCAUGGUUGAAAGAUCCUGAACACCAUGUUGGGGAUGGAAUGGAACCCGGAAUUUGGUGGGCCGCCCUAUGCCCUUUGAUCAGAGCCCCUCCAGCUGGAGCUGAGACUCCAAUGAGGAUAGCAGAUAUUUGGGUUAGAAGUCAGACAAGAUCACAUGCUGGGUGAACUCCAUUAUGUAGCACAUACAAUCACAAA
This is a messenger RNA of Dromiciops gliroides (monito del monte), 2319 nucleotides long. It is a transcript of the gene MAPKAP1, whose product is annotated as MAPK associated protein 1. Lineage: Eukaryota; Metazoa; Chordata; Mammalia; Microbiotheria; Microbiotheriidae. Gene Ontology annotation, cellular component: TORC2 complex; cytoplasm; plasma membrane. The coding region runs from base 436 to 2004 and encodes 522 amino acids. The record is from RefSeq and is a predicted model, not a curated record. The transcript is spliced from 13 exons. Gene Ontology annotation, molecular function: phosphatidylinositol-4,5-bisphosphate binding. Gene Ontology annotation, biological process: TORC2 signaling.